This is a messenger RNA of Sebastes umbrosus (honeycomb rockfish), 4328 nucleotides long. It is a transcript of the gene plpp4, whose product is annotated as phospholipid phosphatase 4. Gene Ontology annotation, biological process: phospholipid metabolic process. The coding region runs from base 385 to 1245 and encodes 286 amino acids. NCBI's taxonomy places the organism in Eukaryota, Metazoa, Chordata, Actinopteri, Perciformes, Sebastidae. The record is from RefSeq and is a predicted model, not a curated record. Gene Ontology annotation, molecular function: phosphatidate phosphatase activity. The transcript is spliced from 7 exons.
CCCUCACUACUCAUGUUUUCCCACAUCUCUGCUGCUCCAAACUCCAACCCAGUUGAAGUAAUUGAUGGAGUGGAGGAAGGAGACUUUAGAGUAGAGGAGCAGCUGUCAGCUACACAGUUGCAAUAAAGCAAAUCGCCGGAGGGGAUUGAAGCAGUAGACGGAGAGCAGCGGAGACAGGAGAAGGCAGAGGAGAAGGAGCUGGAGAGAGGAAGAGGAGAGAAGGGGAGACUGCUUCAGGUGUCAUCCGAGUCGCGAUGGAGGCGCGCGGCGUGCGUAUUUAGGGAGCUUCUUCUGGAUUACAAAGUGAAAAACCUCCACAACUCACCUCUCCUUUCCUUUGUCUGUCUUGCUAUAUUUUUCACUUGACGGAUUAUCUGAGAAAUCAUGAACGUGUCGCCUCCGGACCGCAGGAAAAACGUGCGAGAGCUGGCUUUGGAGAUUGGCAUCCGAGUUCUGCUUUUCGGAGUUUUUGUAUUUACAGAGUUUCUGGAGCCCUUCGAGAGAGUGAUUCAACAGGAGGAGCUUUGGCUCUACAAGAAUCCUCUCGUUGAGUCAGACCACAUUCCCAAGAGGGUCAUGUUUGCGAUUUCAUUCCUUACCCCGCUGGCGGUGAUAUUUGUGGUGAAGAUAAUUCAGAGGACGGACAAGACAGAGCUCAAAGAGGCAUGUUUAGCUGUGUCCCUGGCCCUCGCCUUGAACGGAGUCUUCACAAAUACUAUCAAGUUGAUCGUUGGCAGACCCAGGCCUGAUUAUUUCCAGCGCUGUUUCCCAGAUGGAAUAGUAAAUGCGAAGAUGCUGUGCACCGGGGAGCCGGAUCUAGUCUCCGAGGGACGCAAGAGCUUCCCCAGCAGCCAUUCCUCCUUUGCAUUCUCCGGUCUCGGCUUCACCUCCUUCUACCUGGCGGGGAAGCUGCAGUGUUUUACGGAUCAAGGUCGAGGGCGUAGCUGGCGCCUCUGUGCCAUGGUGCUGCCUCUCUACAGCGCUAUGAUGAUUGCAUUGUCCCGGACCUGCGACUACAAACACCACUGGCAAGACGCCGUUGUUGGAGGAGUGAUCGGGUUGCUGUUUGCGUACUUCUGCUACCGCCAGCACUACCCACCCUUUCUGCACAUGGACUGCCACCUGCCUUAUGCCAGCCUGAAUGCUGCCGCCGCCCACGCGCCCUCGCACCCCCAGGACGACCCGCAGCCCACGGACAAUGCCACCACCCUCCCCCUGGAGGGCUUGACUGAAGGGCCAGUAUGACUAGUGGCCACCACCGAGACUCCCCCCAACACCCUCACCAAGCCGCCGAGCACACCUCCCCGUUCCCAGUGACUGGCUGGCUCUUGUACACAUUCCGGUGGACGAUAACACACCUCACCCGUCUCCACACUGCUGCACCCCCGUCUCGGUGACACCUACAUUCUUUUUGUGUUUAUUUUUUAAAUAUAUCUGGUUCUUGCUCAGCAGCCGUGAAAGUCUAUAUUUAGAUGUGAUGUAUGAGAGGAACCUACGAAUAUGGGACAUCGCCGCUGAGAGGGAAGAGAGAAAAACAUGACGAGAACCUGAGGAAAGCAAGUCUUACUAAUGGCUGGGAAGGAAGAUGAAAAUAUUGCCAGUUUUUGCUGGAUUUCUUUGCAUAAUGAGAAAUGUGGUUGGCAGGUUGUUUCAUGCUGGAGAAUAUUUAACGUUUGGCUGUUAAAGGAUUAGGACAGCAAGUUGGGGAGACCCAGAGAAAUCCCAUGAAAUGUCACAGCAAUCAAUCCAUGAAAUCAUCCAGUUACGCUAGAAUAUUAUGUGUUAUAUGUCACACUAAGAAACUAAUUAUGGGAUUUGAUAGCAACAAUAGCACCAGACAAUGACACUCUGUGUGUUUCAGUUAGACUUUUAGCUGCAUUUUCAUUUAAACUGCACUGCUUUUAGUCAUUUUUGGUUGCCCAUUGCAACAUAAUGCUAGAUAUAGAACCAAUACACUCUUGGAGAAAAAGCACUGGUCCUUGUCAAGGACAGUAUUCAAGUUUCCCCAGCUUUACCCUUCUACAUUCAACUAUUUUUCCAUUUCUCUCUAUUCUCACAGGGCUUGCAUGGUUUUCCAGUGCAGUCCUGCGUAUCGCCAUGCCUCUUCCUCUCCUUGUCACCAUCCAACUUUAUUUUUCCCAAGCCCUGCAUUUAACACAUGUUCCCAGAGGUUGCACAGGGACAUAAACCCACAUUGUAGCUCAAUGAGUGCAAUCUAUAACAGGCAGGUGGGACAGACGUGGUGGAAGUGUUUCUAGACAGGCACAAACUCCAGUCUGCUCCUGCAUUAAUCCUCAUUAAGGGAGGUCAGCCACUGCUGCUUAUGAGCACACUAUGAGGGACCCCACAGACGGCCCGAGCAUUGCAAAUGGCUUCGAGCCCCACAAAUAGACAAUCUAGCAUUCAGGAGACGGCAGGCCUGAACCCGGGGCAGCGAUUGUGAUUAUUCAUCUGUAAAUGUUCAAUUAUUUAUUAAUAUUUCCAGCCUUAAUUUACGGAAAGCACAUCCAAAUAAACACCAAAGAUUUGUAGCUGUUUUUCCUGCUUGGGUUGUAUGCACCCUGUUUAGCCAAAUUACUGGUUCCCUAUCAUCAACAAAGCAAUUUGUAGCCUCUUACAAGUUUUGUUAGAAAGGAUGGAUCAUUUUAUUGCCUUGGUUAUUAUGUCCUUUUUGCCAUUGCUGUGACAUUAAUGGGAAGGUGCAAUCUCAUUUUACAUCUAACCCAAAUAAGAACGAUUACAUAUUUGCACUGAAAAGUGAAGGAUGAAAAACAGGCAAUAGCACAUCAAAACAGCACGAUAUGAAACGAGCAGAAAGCCAAAUGUAGAUGGUUAUUUUGUCAUUUUAUUAUCUUGUCAGAAUGUUAGUCAAGUCUAUUUGUAAAGUUGUCUUCACUGUCAAAAGACCUCAUGUUUUUAUGUAGAAAGCUGCUGUUUGCUGUAGACAAGGAAAACUUCUCUCUGUUCAAAAAUUCUUUCAAACAUCAUUUAAUCAAAUCAGCCACAAUUAAGCCUCUAUCACUAAUGCAACCCAUCGGCAGCUUCUUCAAACUGUGUGUGUGCGUGUGUGUGUGUGUGCAGGUUUUUGAUGAGGCCUAUCCUGCACGGAUGCAAUACAAAAUGAAACUUUACACAGAAUGAACCUUUCAGCAGAGAGGGAAAAAGGUGCUCGACUCUGCACACCAGACUCUGUGACGGGACUUGACGAGACUCUGAGAGUUGUAAUCUCCUCGCUGGUUCCACAAGUCUUUCAGCACCGGCCUGAUUUGGGGAUGAAGUGAUUGUGACACAAAUGCAUUAUGUUCUAUAGACCUGCAUUCGCCUGACUUGGCAGCCUGAUGUUUGUACUUUGUCAUUUUAGUAUUAUCCUAUUAGAUGGUGCAGUGUAUAUUGGAAAAAAAUGUUGUUCAGAAGUCUGUAACGGUAUUUUCGCUUUAUCAACAAAGGAUUUAAGUUUCCCACUUCAAAUCAUUCCAUGAUUUGUUUUGAUUUGGUGCUAUAAAUACUUUUUGUAGCAGAUGUUGAAUGUGUCAUUUUGAAAUGAAAGUUCAAUAAUUUUCUACAGAGACAGAAAAAAAAAGAUUAUAAUACAGUACACAUUUCUUUUUUUUUUUCUCAAUCAGAUGUACAAGGGCAACCAGUGCGUGUUAUUCUGUGGAAUUUUCUUUUCACUCAUUUCACCUUCCCAAGGACUGAAGGGAUAAAAGUGACUCAAAAAAAAUAAGAAUAAUGAAAAUUAUUAUCAAUUAUAAUGAAUAGAUGUCUGAAGAAAAAAAGAGUGUAAGACUUAAGAAUCUUUGUUCAUGGCAUGCCAGUUCCAUUUGUGAGAAAAGACUGUUUUCUAUGAAUAAGCAUGUCUGGCCUUGAGAACUCUUUGAGCUGUGUUUUGCUGUUUAUAUACUUUAUGUACAAUAAAGGACUGCAGCUGUGUGAAAUGUGUCCAUGAAGAAAACAAAGGAGCCUAAUGUAUCUUGUGAAAGUGUGAUCGUUGGAGCCUAUGUUUAAACUGAGAUGAGCCUCUUCACUUGGAUUCAACGCAUCAUUGGGAAACAAAUCAAGGUUUGAGGAUGUUUAUAUGGAAAGUAUCCGCCCUAUAAUCAGAACAUAUGCGUUAUUCCUCAUUAUAUGCAAAAUGAACAGUCUGACAAGUUCAGUUCAAUGAAUUCAUGCUUCAACGGAGCUGCUGUCAGAUUGCAGCGUGUGUGUGUAAGUGUGUGUAUGCGUGUGUUUGUGAAUGUACCUCUGUGCUAAGUGUGUGUUGUGCUUUUCUGCAUCAGUUGUGUUGCACUUUGUUUCGAGAGUUUCCAAUAAACGUGGGUAUGUUUAAA